GGCGGUGGGGAGGGGCUGCAGGCUCGGCAGUGAUCUUGCAAAGCGGAACGAAAGGGAGCGCUGGAAAGGGGCCAACCCCGCGGCACAGCCCGCAGCGCCGUCCGGCUGCUCCCGCUGCUGUGUGCUGCUUGGAGCGAGCUGCACCCCGGGGCUCCCUGCCGGGGCCACGGUAAGGAGAUGGGACUUCCCUGCCACGAAACAGCAGCUGAGCGCCAGGAGAUGUCUGCUCCUCUCCUUGUUUUAAAAUCAUUGUUUUCUGCGGAGUCCCUGGGAUUGUUUCAUAACUCCACGUUGCAUGGAGGAUGACUGGAGUUGCUGCUGUCCCUGCAAAGCCGGGGUGUGCCUCAGGGUCUGCAGAAAACUGCUGGAGCAGAGCAUCCACUCCCUGCGCUGGCACUGCCCUGCAGCUCCAGGAAAUGUGGGAGAUGCUGAUCUUUGCCAAAUCCACACAUCUCUUUCUGUCUGUCCUCACACUGCUUCUCUGCAGCCCCAAGUGUGACUGUGCAGGCAUGGGCACCUCCAGAGAGCUGGAGCAAAGGGAGGAGCUCAGUUGCAUUCUCAUCUCAAAUCUGCCUAUUUUACAUCCUAAUUUACUCGGGGCAACGUGCCCGGCCCUUGAUUAGCAGGAAAAUAUCAAUUACUACCACACUCAGUUCUGUUGUGCACCAAGAACGUAGGACAUGCCUCCAGGGAUGACUCAAGAAACUCUGAUUCUUUGCAGACUAUUAACUCUCUCCUCUCCAGCAUGGGGCUGCCGCAGUUAAGAAUCAACAUUGUUGGAAAUGAGUUUCCAGGUGGAGGAGCUGCCUGGGCAAAUAACCAUCCAGCCCUGCACUGACUGCCAUUUCCCUUGGGAUUUUGCUGCCACUGCUGGAUGCAUUGCUUGUCAUGCAGAAACAAAUCUCCUCUUGCUCCUGGGAUGUGAGGCAGCAAAUACCUCAACAGAUACAGUUUCUGACCAAGGAAUCACAUUUCAAGUGUGCUGAAAAGCCCUGAGAGAGCUCAUUCUAGAAACAAAGAUGAACUGAUUUCUGGUUGGUGGCUAACCCUAGGCCUGGGGAGGAAACUGACCAGGAAGAAAUCAAAUCAGGGGUAACAAAGGUUUAUUCUGGGCUGUUCCAGAAAACUUCUACUAUUCACAGAGUGACAGAUUCUGCAUUCAGGUGAUUUGACCCAUUGCCAAAUUCUUCUGCCUUCCAUAGGGUGCUUGGAUAUGCUCAGAUGGAUCAAGCAACAGGGGGAGAGAGAUGUGAUCCACGGUGCUAGAGGGGGGUUGGAAGCAGAGAUGCUACGGGCCAGCUUUGGUCUGAUGUGCAGCCCUACAGCCCACGUCUCAGGAUUGAGAUGCUGCCUUAGCUGGAGCAGGGAGAGGGUCCUGGGCUCUGGGCCAAGCCCGUUUAAAGAGGGCACAAAUGUGGUGUGGCACCAUCUGGGCAAGGUGGGGUGCAGCUCCCUGCACAGCACAGGCUUGAGGCAGCACCCCGGCUGCCCUGAGGAGCUGCCUGCAUUCCGUAUAUAGAGCAGGUAACGGGCUGCAGAGAGUACUGUUCCCUCCCUGUGCUCUCUUAGCAGGGCUGGGGUCAUACCUUGCUGUGCUCCCAUCCACUACAGUUUGAGCUCAGGUCCAGCCACUGCAUGCUUAAGCUUCAAAUCGAACUGAAAAAGCAAUCUAAAGCCAUGUGCAUGCUCUAUCCCAGUCUCAUGCCACUCAACUGGCACUGGAACUGCACCUCUCUAAGCUGUCUUGACAGCCGUGUAAGACCUCUCUUCUCCAGGUGCUUUGACCCAGAAUAUCUUCUUUGCUCACUAACUGCCAGCACAGGCAGAGGAGCUCUGUGUGCAUUCACUGCUUGGGAUCGCUCUCACCACUGCUCUGCCAUGUCUUUGCAGCACACACCAACCCAAGAGGGAUUUUGGAGCAGGGCUGUUUGUCUAGGUCUGCAUUAGCCCCCAGAGGGAGCCGUGGGGUGGCAGAGCUGGCAGGCAGUGCUGUCAGUCCGUGGCACGUUGUGCUCAUUUCUCUGCAAAGACAAUGGUGGAGCAGCUGAGCAGCUGUGGAGCCACAGGAGGUGGAGUUCCGUCUGCCCACGCAGGGAAUGGUGAGAGCUCCCUCAGCCUGGAAUUACACUGCCCUCCUCUGGGUUUUGGUCCCCAGGGGGUUUUCAUAGGCAAUUUUAUUUCAGAUCCGAAGAAUCAUUUGGCUGAAAACAAAAAUGGCCUGGAUGUGUGCUGGGUGCAGGAGCACUGCUCUGAGGCACUGCCAAGGCAGGGGGAAUACGUAUAUGACAGCAGUUGGGUUCACUGUGGCAGUGAACUCUCCAGAUGUGUUCCCAUGCUUUUGCUUCACGGCAGAUCCAGCACUGUGCAUGGGGAGGGUGCCUGGGCUGUGGAGCAGAGCCAGGGGCUGUGGGCAGGGAAAUACCCCCAAGCGAGGGAGGUGGGCCUCGGGUAGGAUGCUGCUCCUCUGAGGGGCUGUCCAGAGCAGCGAUGAGAGGCCGAGCCAGGAUGGAGUGGGGCUGUGGGGUCAGUUUGCCCAGCAGGGUGCAUGUGGAGCGUGGUGGAGGCGUGGCUGCAUCCAUGGGAACACCACAUCCCAAACAAUGGGGCCAAGUCCACUUCUGAGCAAGAAGUCUGCAAGCAGAGUGUUUAGUUUUCCUCGUGUCCCUGGGAAAUUGCUCCAAGUGCCUCGGUUUCCUGAAAGGGUGGGAACGUCUGCAUGCACGACUUUGCAAGCAACGCCCAGGUCUGGCAGAGAAGGGUGGGAGGCAUUUGUGUUCACACUGCUGUUCUCCCUCAGGCCUGGGAUUUGGGGGAGUGCGGGCAGGCACUGAACAGAAGGGCUGGUGGGAGCAGGGGCCGUCUGGGAUGCAGAGCAGCAGCUCGGGAGGUGAUGGCAGUUCCCCACUCUGCCACCUGCACAGCCCUCUGACAACAGCUCUGCCCCUUGCAGGAGAGCUGUGGGUGUUUGCACGAUGGGACGGGGGAGGGGCAGAGGGACCCUGCGACUCUGUCACGUUGCUUCAAAUGCAGCGCUGCCAAUGAGACCGUUGCGGUGGCACAGCGUUAAUGCAGCGUGAGGACAGCGCUGCCCCAGAAAGGCUCUGUGCUUUAACAACACACAGCGGCUGUUGUGUGCAGCAGCCGGGGGAGACGCUCUCUUUAUUAAACCAUUCUGGACCCCGUCCAGCUCUGCCAGAUUCCUCCUUUCUCGGCAGGGCUGUGCAGACAGAGAUUUCCUCUCCCAUGUACAGAGCCCCGAGGUCAGCCCGGGGCAGAGUUUGUGCACUGCAGACCCUCAGAAUGCCGGGGGUCCCUCCCCAGACCAUCCUGGUUGGAGACAGCGGUGUGGGGAAGACGUCUCUGCUGGUCCAGUUUGACCAGGGCAAGUUCAUUCCAGGCUCCUUCUCUGCCACUGUGGGCAUCGGGUUUACGGGCGGUAACAGGGCCGGGGCGCAGCCCGGCUGGAGGCGCUGCCCGAGGAGGAGGAAGAGGAGGAGGAAGGAGGGCCAGGACUCUGCAGCUCUGCUCGGACACACCAUGAGCGGAGCGGGGGGCAACGGGACCCCCCAGGUGUCUCCACAGGAGUAUGAGCUGGCCGGCAAGGUGAUGUUACUCGGAGACUCGGGCGUGGGGAAAACCUGCUUCCUGCUCCAGUUCAAAGACGGAGCCUUUCUCUCCGGGACGUUCAUAGCCACCGUGGGCAUAGAUUUCCGGAACAAAGUAGUGGCUGUGGACGGGGUGAAGGUGAAGCUGCAGAUCUGGGACACAGCAGGACAGGAGCGGUUCCGCAGCGUGACCCACGCCUACUACAGGGAUGCCCAAGCCCUGCUCCUGCUCUACGACAUCACCAGCAAAAUGUCCUUCGACAACAUCCGCGCUUGGCUGACGGAGAUCCACGAGUACGCCCAGAAGGACGUGGUCAUCAUGCUGCUGGGCAAUAAGGCCGACGUGAGCAGUGAGAGGAUGGUGAGGACAGAGGAUGGAGCCUCACUGGCCAGGGAAUAUGGCGUGCCCUUCAUGGAGACGAGCGCCAAGACCGGCAUGAACGUGGAGCUGGCCUUCCUGGCCAUUGCCCGGGAGCUGAAGCAGAGAGCGGUGCAGCCGCCAGAUGAGCCCCGCUUCCAGAUCCACGACUACAUCGAGGCACAGCAGAAGAGAUCCGGCUGCUGUGCCUUCAUUUGAUGGGGAUGGGCACGGAGCGGCUGCCCCGGGCACGGUGGGCUGGGAGGAGCAGGGCCGAAUCCUGCCCACGAUGGAGCAGGGGGUCACGGCUCUGUUCCCGCAGGGCUCUGAGCAAGGCCGGAUCCCGUGGCCCUGCGGGGCUGUGCCAGGAUCAUCCCCAGUGCCCCAGCCACGCUGACAGCAUCAGCCCAGCCAGAGGGUCACGGUGAUGCCACCGCUGCCCCAGCAGGACGCAGGGUGCAGGAUGCAGACCCAGAGCCUGGAUCCUUCCCUGCCGUGCACUCCGUGCUGCACUCCUCCACCUGCACAGGCCCUGAUUCGGCCCCGCUGCCCUCUGCAGAGCCGCUGGCCCUGCGCGGUGCCCCUCACCACCACGUGCUGUGGUGUCCCCGCCUGUCCGUCCUGCUGCAGUUGGCACCACACAGACAGACACCCCCAGAGCACCCGCUGACCACUGAGGGCACUUCCAGUACACGCAGCACUUUGGAAAAGCUUUGUUUUCCCCCUCUUGCGGCUGCAGAAAUUGAAAGCUUUUCUAUUGUUAUUUACUUCCCUUUGAGCGAAAAGCUUUUUUCUUUCCAGUCCUUCCAGACAAACCCAUCAUGCAGGCUGCGGAUGGGGCUGAGGUGGCCCACAGCAUCGUACCCUCAGGCACUGUGCUGCAUAGGGCACAGAGACAGGGAAUAUUUGGGUGUGCUGCUCAAGAUGCCAAGGGCAGCUGCAGAGGGCACAACUCUGACGCACUUGGGGUCAAUUGGGCACAUCCAUCCCCAUGAGGACCCUCCCUGCCCCGGAGCCCCCUUCACCCCUGCGCUCCCCUCGGGUCUCUCUUUGCAAGUGUACAGAUUAAAGCUGGAUAUUUUCAA
Molecule: messenger RNA, 5048 nt
Organism: Gallus gallus (chicken)
Lineage: Eukaryota; Metazoa; Chordata; Aves; Galliformes; Phasianidae
Gene: RAB37
Product: RAB37, member RAS oncogene family
Exons: 11
Coding region: 3067-4182 (371 amino acids)
Cellular component (GO): endosome; Golgi apparatus
Molecular function (GO): GTP binding; GTPase activity
Source: RefSeq, a predicted model, not a curated record